Molecule: messenger RNA, 989 nt
Organism: Chenopodium quinoa (quinoa)
Lineage: Eukaryota; Viridiplantae; Streptophyta; Magnoliopsida; Caryophyllales; Amaranthaceae
Product: RNA polymerase II C-terminal domain phosphatase-like 4
Exons: 2
Coding region: 1-942 (313 amino acids)
Molecular function (GO): RNA polymerase II CTD heptapeptide repeat phosphatase activity
Source: RefSeq, a predicted model, not a curated record
AUGGCGAUUCAAAACCUAAAGGCUACGGUCAAUUCUUCUUCUUCUUCAAUUCGGGCCAAUUCGAUUAAGCAUGUUCGUGAUGAAAAUUUAAAGACUUUAUUAUCGAAGAAGAAGCUUCACCUCGUACUCGAUUUAGACAAUACCAUUCUUGAAUCGAGUAUUUUUGAAGAUUUAACUAAAUAUGAUCGUGAUUAUAUACAACGCUCCGUUGGUGUCAAGAUGAUCGAAGAAAAAAAGCUAUAUCAAUGGGUGUGUGAAGGAAAGGGGUACAAGGUACGUCUAUCAGUGUUUCCUGAUGUUUAUUUAACGAAAUUGAGACCUUAUGUGAAAACGUUCCUCAAGGAAGCAAGUAAACUAUUCGAUAAAUCAAUUUUUACCCUAGGAAAUCUCGCGUAUACAACGAAGAUGCUAGAACUACUUGAUCCCGAGCGUUUAUAUAUUAAUUCACAAGUGAUCACGAGGGAAUAUGUGCCAUUAUCGACACCAUGGAGGAAGGGGCAUGAUCUUUUGAAGUCGCACGAAAGGGUCGUGUUAGUAGUCGAUGAUGCAAAAGACGUGUGGGAGGCUAAUACUAAAAAUUUGAUCGAUAUAGCACCAUACGGGUUCUUUGAUGAUGAGUCCUCGGAUAAGAAAUCGUGGACACGAAAAUGGGAGGAUGAAAGUGACAAGUAUGGAGAACUUGCUCGAGUUUUGAGAGAGUUAAAGAAGAUUCAUAAAGAGUUUUACAAUUUGGAGGAAGGCGAAGAUUAUGAAAGCCGUGAUGUAAGAGAUGCAAUUGAAGAAGUGAAGAGGAAAUUCAGCUUGCAAGGGACUAAACAAGGGAUGAUUAGUCAACAUGCAAAGGAAACGACUAGUGAGAUUGAUGAAUGCUUCAAAUCGAUGGAUCUAAAUUGCCGCAGAAAUAGACUAAAUAGAAUUCAGACUAGUCAUGAUGUUAUGUGAUGUUUAUAUAAUGUUCUAACAUGAAUUCUAUGAUUUUCUUUACUUUU